Molecule: messenger RNA, 6034 nt
Organism: Dalotia coriaria
Lineage: Eukaryota; Metazoa; Arthropoda; Insecta; Coleoptera; Staphylinidae
Product: zinc finger protein jing homolog
Exons: 7
Coding region: 264-5036 (1590 amino acids)
Source: RefSeq, a predicted model, not a curated record
GAAACGCGCGCGUUCCUUGCGUGAUCCUUGCGCGGACCCCGAAAUCCUUAACAAAGUGCAGCCAGCAAACCUAAACACGCCGGGAGUGCGCCCCCGCGACCAAUGCCUCGCCGCGCCGGUGCCAGCCCCAGCAGCAGCAGGCGGACGUGAUGGCCGGCAGCGAGCAGCAGCGCGACGCAAUGGCCCUCUUCGAGUUCGGCUAAGCCACAUCGCAUCUCGCAGUGAUCGCACACACGCAUUCCUCGCGCGCGUGCACAAAGACAAUGUCUCAGAAGGCAGCAAAGAUGUGCAAGUCGCCCAAGAAUCUCCUGCUCACUGAAAAGGUGAUCGAGUAUGAGCACCUCAACACCAACUGCACCAUUGUUGGCUCCAACAAUCUGCAUCUGGUGAAGAAGCCCAUCGUCACCAGCGUGUCGCCGGUCUACUCGAAUCCCUCGCCGGGGCCGUACAAGAGUCCUUCACCGCAGGCGAUGAAGCCGCCCACUCCACAACCAACCUAUCCAGUGAUGCAAAUAAUCAAUCCAGUGAUGGCAAGCCGCCAGAUACACCAGCAGGCGACGACGGCCAACGUCAUCAAGCUGAAACCGCCGCAGAAUAUUCUACCGAAGCCGGCGGCGGCCAGCGGAACCACAGCGCGACAAAGUCCGCGACCGGCGGCUGCAGCCAGUCCCGCGCAGAUACAAAUGCUCCCAACCAGCGGCGGUGCGCCGCAAGCGGCACUCAUGCAGCAGCAUCCGCUGCUACUGAAUCAGAUGCCAAUGCUGGCGACGGCGCCGGGCGUCCGGUUUAUUCUACAGCCGCAGACGGCGAAGAUCUCACCUCAGGUGCAGCAGGUACAGCAGGUUCAACAGGUGCAGCAGACGCCGCAGGGGCUGAUUUUACAGCCUGCCACCGGGCAGCAAUUGCUGCACUUGCAGCCGCCGCGCAGUCAACCCAUGGUGCGGGUGCUUACCAAUGGGGUCGGUAUUCCUGCAACGACUUAUGUCACACAAAUGGCACCAGUACAAAAUCUCCAAACGUCACUAUCUUCACCGCCGGUAGUGGUCUCACCCUCGCCUAAGAAGAGACCGCCGGCGAAGAAGAAGAAACAGAAACUAGAUCUCGCCAAUAUCAUGAAACUCUCGGGUAUUGGCGACGAUGACGAUGUCAUGUUUGAAUCGGACGCGUCGCAGAGUGAGAGCGAUGCGUCCACAUCAACGGCGACUACGCCGCAACCCGAGAAGAAACUCCCGGCGCCUCCGCAGAUGGUCAUCUCGCAACCGCAGCAGAUACCGCAGUCACAUCACCAGCCCGGGCACGCCGCGCCUAUUGUCCAGGUGCUGAAUCAAACAUUCCAGGCGCAGAACGCGCAGCAGACGCCGUUUGGCGGGUUUAGUAUUGCUGCGCCCAAUUUUACCCUCGGCACGAAUGGUUUAAUGGCGGUGCAACAACGCGCCAAUGGCGGUUUUAAACUGGCGCUAGGCGAAGAUGGCCGACUAGUGUUACAGCAUGAUCCUACGCUCAAUCAGGAUCUGCAAUCGCAGUUGCUUCUGCAGAGUAUUUUCGGCUUGAAUGGCGGGUGUGGUAGUCUAGUGCUGCAGCCGUCGAUUGAUCAACAGAUUCAUUCGCAGACUGUGCAGACGAUACAGCAGCAAAGCGUGCAGACUAUCCAGCAACAGACGGUGCAAUCGCAGACGAUUCAAACCGUACAGCAUCAGAUUGUCCAGCCGCAGAUACAGAGCAUACAGAGUCAACUCCAAGGGCAGAUUCAGAGUUUAUUGCAACAGCAGAAUAUCAUGCAGCAGCCGAAUCUCACACUGCAGGGACUCGCCCAGCAGCAGCAGCAGCAGCACUUGUUGCAACAGCAGAGUCAACAGGCGCAGUUGCAGAAAUUGGUGUCGGCUGCGCCUGCGGUUGUUGCCAAUAAUCUAUCAUCCACGGCACCGACGACAACCACCUCGAAUUUCACACCUUCUGCUAGUCCUGUAGGCAACGCGAGCAGUGCGAAUUGUCAAACGCAGUUUUUUCCCAGUUCACUACCAUCUACGUUGCCCACGGCGCCGCCGACAAGCGCCACAGGGCAACAACCAGUGCUGAAAGUACAACCGUUUCAGAAGAGUCAACCGCCAGUGCAAACUGUACACCCGAUUCAUCAUCAGGCGCAUCAGCAUCAUCAUCAACAGACUCCCACGCAGCCGCAACCACCACCACAACCGCAGCCACCUGCGCCUACUUCUUAUGUGGUAAAUUUAACACCGGAACAACUUGAACAACUGAAACGCAACGGGCAGUUGACCGUUAAUGGACAAACGAUAUUCAUGCAGCGACCUGCCAAGGAUAUCUCUGAGAAGAAGACCUCGCCCAAGAUAAAACCCAUCAAGAAACCAGUGAGUAAGAUCGCUGCGGUUGUCAAAGAGAUGUGUAAUCACAAUCCGGCGGUGGUCACCGCCCCGCCGAAUGUCGUGAUGAAGAGCGGGAAUAAUCUGGAUAAGAUUAUCAAUAGUGUGGCUGGUGCCGGCACUGAAACAAACAACGUACCUGUAAACGCAAAGAUUAAAACCGCGGCGAUUAUACAACCGUCGAUUGUUAUGCAAGCGCAGCCACAGCAACAACUGUCGACGCAGACGAAGCUGGUGACGGCUGUCGCGCCUGCCAAUGCUGUUUCCAGGGUGAUGAUUAGCCCGCGGUGUAUACCCGCAACAACAACCACGCAUAAUAUUAACAAUCUAGGCAGUAUGGCGUCGACGCCGUCGGGGAUGGUUGUCACACCGAUUACGCCAAUCACACCAGCGACUUCUAUCCAGCAUAUUGUUGUUUCUUCGGGGAUGUCGUUGAUUUCAGCGGUGCCGAGUGUUUCGGUUACGAUGACUACAAUGGCGCCAUCGGUGGUUACUAGUAGGAUGAGUGUUACUCCAGCGGCGUCUAUGCCUGGGUUGACUAUGGUGCAUUCUACACCUGCGUCUACUGCACAGGUUGUGAAUAAACAACAACAACCUGAGGUGGUUGUUAAAAUGGAUCAACAGCAGAAUCCCGACGUGGAGAGGUUUUUAGGCCAGUUGAUGGAGGAAACACAACUGCAACAGGCGAAACCUGUGGUGAAACUGCAGAAACAAGUGCAACCCGUGCAGAUGCAGAUGCAAAUGCAGUUGAUUCAGGAAGAACAACCACAAGUGCAGCAACAACAGCCGCCGGCAACAACGAAAAAGUUGCAGAUUACUUCGAAUCAACUUAUUCAACCAUCGCAAGCUGUGCAGGCAGCGCAAGCAGCUCAGGCAACGCAACCUACACCUACACCCGCACCUGCUAAUAUUCAAACCAGUCAGUCUAUGAUUGUUUCCUCCUCGUUGCCACUUCCACAAAUACCACCUAGUAAUCAGGGACAACGCAUUAUGAUCCAACUAACACCCCAGAAACAACAGCACCUGAAGAGUAUACAACUGCAGAUUCAGACGUUAUCGACGCGUAUGCAACCGGGGAAUGUGGAGACGCAGAAUGCGUUGAAGUUGUUGUUUCAGGAGCAGCAGAAUAUACUCGCCAGCGGCAAGCUGCUGCCGCCCGAUAAAGUAUUCUAUCACGGCAAUCAGAUUAUCGUCAAUAAUUCCAGCAUGGUGAAGAAUGAGGUGCUUAGUCCACCGAUUAAGAAUCAAACGCAGGCACAGGCGCAGAAUGCAACCAGCAGUGCACCAGAGAUUAAACCACCUGUUUUGAUUCAGCCCAAGAUUGAUAUUGGUACAAGUUCUAUUCCAACUACAACGAUUUUAACGGCUGCUUCGUCGUCUUCUGCGGCGUCUUCAACGGUUGUUACAACUUCCAGUGUGAAUGUGGUUGCAACUGCAACGGUUACCGCCGGACAGAGUCAAGUACAAACGCAGGCUCAGGCUGCUCAGUCGAGUGCGCAGGCGAAUAAACUGACGCUGUACAAGCGUUCGCAAUUAAUCGAGCAACAAAUGAAUACGGACCAGAAUGGUGCGAUUAAGCCGGACAUUCACACUCCUUUCAGGGACAAGGCGGACGCGUGCAAGCGCCUCAUUCGCUACCACUGCUUCGAGCAGCCGGUGCUCAGCGAGAAGGAUCUCUCCAAGGCGGACGAGAUUUUCGAGCUUACGGCGCGCCACUUCAUUGGCAAGUUUGGGCGCAUGGUCGACAAGUAUCGCUUCUUGCUGCACAAGGAGAGUCAACGUCAUGUACAAACAUCCGAGCUAAUGAUGUUGGAUAGAAUGUUUCUCAGCGAAGAACAACAGUCGCUGAUUAAAUUACGCCAGGAGAUUGAUGAAUUGCAAGCGAUGCAACAACAACAGCAGGAAAUGCAGCCGGAGAUGAACGCGGAGGAUUAUGAUGAGUGGGCUUGUAUUCAACGCGAGUUGGGUUGUCUACCCGAUGGUACUUCUGCAGUUGAUACCAGUAUACCAACUGUUUCCGUUGCAAAUUCACAAGUCAUCACAAGCUGCGCGCCUGUGGUGUCUACGUCCAACUGCACACCGACAACGUCCACCAUUACAACAUCUUCUAAUACCAUAGCAACAUCCAAACGGCCUGCAUCCAUCGUACAUCAACAAGAAAAAGUUGAGACGAAAAAGCAGCGUAUGGAGAAAACCUCCAGGGUAGUAGCUGUAGGCAAUCAGAAUGGCUUACAAUCAGCGGAAGCAACGCGUUUUGUUCUUAAAUCUUCAUCGCUGACGAAUAUCAACGGGACAGAGCAACAGACGCGUCCCAAUAUGCAUAAUUUACAACAGGUGAAUGUGAAUUUCAAUGCGACGCAACAGCCACAGCAGCAACGGUUUAAUAUCCAACAGCAGCAGCAGCAGCAACAACAGUACACACAUGUAGCCAACUAUCAACAGCAGUUGAACAACGCCGCCAGCGGUAUGAAUCUGAACAACUACAAUUGCAGCAUGACGUCGGCGAUGUCCUCGUCCGGAUCGUCGGCGUCGACGCGCAGCAACAACGAGGAGAACGACAGCAUCGACGAGCAGGUGCAGUCCGCCAUUGAUUCCAUCCUUAAUCUGCAGCAGAACAAUCUCGACCUGGACGAGACGAUGCAGAAUAUGCUCUCGUGACGUUAGAAAUGCGCGCGCCGGACGACGAGUUGUACAUAAACUUAGGGAAUUUUAGCACAAACACACACACCCAACUACACCCAUCAAUCACCAGUACCCUCCCAGUUGCACAUAACCUCAUUCAUGUGCUAUGUGCAGAUUGGGAAUCCCCCCAUUACAAUUAGCUUUAAUACUGUACGUGUACAUAAAUCGAUGUUUCUUGGGCGGCUACUAUUACUUAUUAUUCAUCAUCUGAUCUGAUCAUCGAGCGAGGCAUUAAUUAGUCGUUUAAUUUGCGCUAAAUUAAGAGUAAAUGAAUUAAAAAAUGAAGAAGAAGAAGAAAACACACACACACACACGAGUGAGAGACGAAUGCGCGCGUCGUGGACUGGUGUAGAAUUACUAUAUUUAAGCAUUAAUUAACAUACUUUGUGUGAUCUUAGCUCCUAAUUGACAAUUAACGAUUGACUAAUUUAUAUACAUAGCGAUAAGAGAUAUCCAUCCUAGGUUGUAACACAUACACACACACACGCGAGCAGCGGAACGCAAACGCGCAGGCCUACUACGAUGAACGUGAACGCGAAAAGCGAUGCGAAAUUGUGUUGAUUGAUUAUUGUAAAUUGUAUAUACUACUACUACUUCUACUAGUACUUGUUUGUGGAAUUUUGCUCAAGUGGCAGGCGGGCGGACGGGCGGCGUCUUCGUUUAUUUAACAAUUUAUUUAUUCGACUAAUUUAUGAAGAAGAUGGAGGUGGGAGAUGAUGGCAGCAACGAGCAUCGCGUACUUAUUUCGUUUUACUCUGUGACUAAAAUUGUUUAUUGUUUUUUUUUUUUGAGAUGGAAUUCGUUUAAGACUGAUUUGUAAAGAGAAAGUGUAACAAUGUAAAACACAUCCACACACGACAAACAUCACAUUGAGAUCUACAUAUAUACACACACGCGUUUCUUUUGGGCCGACAAAUGAUGUGGACAAUGUUUUUAGUUCCUAAACUUUGGAAGAAAUAGAUUAUCGAGAAUUA